Molecule: messenger RNA, 1676 nt
Organism: Ipomoea triloba (trilobed morning glory)
Lineage: Eukaryota; Viridiplantae; Streptophyta; Magnoliopsida; Solanales; Convolvulaceae
Product: receptor-like protein 9DC3
Exons: 2
Coding region: 413-1522 (369 amino acids)
Molecular function (GO): protein binding
Source: RefSeq, a predicted model, not a curated record
CACAGAAACAUCAGAAAGAAGAGAGGGAAGAGCUCUUCUCAAGUGGAAGAACACUUUAUCCAAUAUCCAUGUUCUUCAUUCAUGGUCCAUUGUUAAUCUUGACAACAUUUGUUGGAACUGGACAGGCAUCAACUGCAACAAUGUUGGAGUUGUUUCCGAGAUAACGUUGGACAAUUUCAACCUUUCAGGAGGUAUUCCAGAAUCACUAUGCAAUCUUCAGCAGUCACUCGAAGUGAUACUUUUAUCCAACAACAAUUUGGAUAGCCCAAGCCCAAUUCCUCCGUGCCUGGGAAAAUUGAAAAAGUUGACAACUCUAAGUGUUUCCCAAAGCCACCUUCAAGGAACCAUAACUCCAACUCCAACAAUUAGAAUUGGCACAAAUCAAACAAUAAAUUCCAGUUUGACUUAUGGAAUGGAUGCAUGGUUGUGCAAUUUGAGUUCCCUGCAGUUUCUUGAUCUCUCUGACAACCAUUUGCACGGUCCAUUACCUCCGUGUUUAGAGAACUUCAGCAGUGAUCUUAGGGUUAUAAAUUUAGCAAGAAAUCUAUUUGAGGGAAGUAUCUCAGGAAUAUGCACAAAGGGAAGCAACUUAUUGGAGUAUUUCAAUUUGAAUGGCAAUAACUUGGACGGGUCACUACCACUAGGCUUGGUAAAUUGUACAUCUCUUAAAUUUUUAGAUCUUGGGAACAACAAGUUACAUGAUUCAUUCCCUUAUUGGUUGGAUACUCUUCGUAAUUUGCGCGUUCUUGUACUGAGAUCUAAUCAUUUUUAUGGAGAAAUAUGUACUUCUAAUACUACACUUCCAUUCACAAAGUUGCACAUAUUUGAUGUCUCAGACAAUGAGUUCACUGGUCCUUUGCCAAGAUAUUAUAUGGAAAACUUUGAAGCCAUGCAGCGUGAAAUUGAUAAUGAAAAGUUGUAUUCUUUUGAAGCUUCAAUAAGCCUAGUGUGGAAAAGGGUGGAGCUUCUAGUGGUACAUUAUAAUAGUUGCACAUUUCUUGAUUUAUCCAAUAACUACUUCCAUGGUGAAAUUCCAAAAUCUUUAGGAUGGCUUCGUCUCAUCAGGUUUCUCAAUUUAUCACACAACCAGCUCACCGGCAACAUUCCAUCAUCACUGGGGAAUUUAACCUUUCUUGAGGCACUCGAUCUGUCGUCAAAUAAACUAGUGGGUGAGAUUCCAAAACAACUUCCAAGAUCACUGACAUUUCUCGCUGUACUGAAUCUUUCUUAUAAUUAUCUUUCUGGUCCUAUACCUAAAGGCCAACAAUUUGAAACAUUUAGCAACGAUUCCUAUUUGGGAAAUGCUGCUUUAUGUGGAUUACCACUAACGUUACAAUGCCAAGGCAAGGGCGGAGGGGAAGCGCCAAAUGUGAAGGAUUCACAAAAUUCCCGAGUUGGAUUUGGCUGGCAAAGUGUUGUUGUGGGAUACUUCUCUUGUGCACCUUUUGGUAUUGCCCUAGGAUAUCUCAUGUUUAAGCAUGGAAAACCUCGAUGGCUUGUAAGGUUAAUACUUGGGGACUAAAAGUGGAAGUGCAAUUAUCAAGAAAGAUCGGUCAUAAGAAGCAAUUAAUUCAGCAAUCUUGAUGCAAUAUAGUAUCUCUAUCUCUUAUUAUUAUAUGUUUGUGGUUUUUGUUGCUUUUUUCUGUUGUACUGUUGUGUGAUUGUAGUUUGUGGGG